Molecule: messenger RNA, 2127 nt
Organism: Trichobilharzia regenti
Lineage: Eukaryota; Metazoa; Platyhelminthes; Trematoda; Strigeidida; Schistosomatidae
Source: the annotation of a GenBank genome assembly
AUGUAUACUCUACCCACUGCACCAUCUUUACAAUCUAUACCUGCCUUCUUAACUAAGUUAAAGCUGCUAGUAGACAAUGAAGAAACAAAUGACCUUAUAUACUGGGAUCCGCUUGGUGCAAGCUUUCAUAUACGUGACGGGAAUCGGCUAGCUAAAGAAUUAUUACCUCUGUACUUUAAACACAACAAUUUGUCAAGCUUUAUAAGACAGUUGAAUAUGUAUGGCUUUCGUAAGAUCAAUCGCGUAGACCCAACUUUACCCAUGAAAGCUGACACUGAAGAUAUGGAAUUUAGCCAUCCUUACUUUAUUCGUAAUAAAGAAAGCUUAUUGCCUCAAAUUCAUAGGAGAGCUUCAAAUAUGGGCUCUCCAGUGUUAAGUUCAAGAAAUCAGAAUUGGGGUGUAAGAAUACCCUAUACCCAAACCAAUCCAGGUGUUAAUGGCACAAUAAAUCUCUCAUCUCCACAAAGGCCAAUUACUGCAGCAGAUUUUAUGCGAUUAGCUGAAACAGUUCGACACUUACACUGUAAUCAAGAGAGUUUAACCCAACAAAUUAGUGUCUUAAAAUCAGAAAACCAGCUGUUGUAUCGUGAACUUUCAGACUUACGAGAACAUCAUGAUAAGCAGUCACAACUUAUUCAAACGCUUUUCACAUUCCUGUCAGCUUUUGCAAAAGAAGGAAGAUCAGCAAGCGUAUGUAUUGGGCAAUCCAAGCGGAAAGCUCUUCCUUCGAUUGCUUCAUCAAGUUCGAAAUUUCAAAAUAAAGGCUUGAAGCUGAAUCUUCCACAGGGUUUCCAACUUGACAGGAGUUCAGUUCAACCUUUUCAAUUUGUUCAAACUGCUGAUUUAAUUGGACCUGCGCAUAAACGUCCAAAAUUUGAUGUACGAACUCUGUCUGCAACAAUAGGCAAUGGGAAUACGAAUACAAAUAUGAACGGUCAAAUUUCUGACAUUGGUUCAGUUGUCCAGAUUUUGCCUACAAAUCUUCAACUGACUCCAGUAAGUCUACGCAGUGAUGGAAGGUAUGUAUACUCUUUAACUGGAUCAGCGCCUGAAUAUGGUGGAAAUACACAAAGUCUGGUUAACACUGUUCCUGGAAAAGUUCAAGAAGUGCCUAUAUACUAUGUCACAAAGCUGGAUAACAAUGGAGUAGUAUGCCAGGCCGGUGGAGAAGAGGUUCCUGCUAGUCUUCCCGCGGACAAUGUUAAUAAUGUUGGUGAAAAUGUUGACACAUCUAUUUUAGAAUUGAAUUGGCCGUGUAACAGAUCUGCAACGCCAUGUUCUCAAGCCGAUCCCAACACUCUGAGCGAUGUACUAUCCGCAAAGUUGAAUGCUGAAACAGACGAUAGUAUUUGUGAUUUAUUUUUAAAUUGUGAUUCACAAACCGACGCAGAAGUAAUGCCUGGUAGACAACAGUCUUUCACAGAGUCAUCUCCUUUGAAGUAUUCAAAGUUCGAUCUGAAUUCUGAUAAUUUAGGAAAUAAGAAAAAAACACAACGGAAUCGGUCUAAGGUUGUAGCAGGCACUCCAGAUUGUAUUUCUGCAUUUGCCGACAGUGAUUCUAGUUUUGUAUCUGCUAAUCUACAAGAUAUUGACAGCCUUCCGUGGGAAAAAGAUCAAGAGGGUGGUUUUGACUUCAGCUUGGAUGAAUGCACCAUCCCACUUGAGAACAACUCACCGCUGGGAAUUGAUCAAACGCAAACAGAAAAUUCAAAUAGUUCUUCGAGUGGUUUUAAUAUCAGUAGUGAAAUCGUCCCGUUAGAAGCUGCCGGUCUAAAAGCUUGCGAUGAUGUUUUUCAAUUUCUAAGAUCAGAAGGUCGCAGUAAAACCAGGUCAACAGCAGCAUUAACCACCAACACCACCACAACAACAACAUCAACGAAAACAACAGUUCCUGUUACAUCACCGGCAAACAAAACAGCUGAAGAGGAUAUAUUCGGUCUCGACUUGACAUUCAACCCAUCCGCACCGACUACAUGGAAAUCAAAACUUUCUGCUGACAAUCGGCUUACAAUAUCUGCUUAUCCUAAAGUGAAACGGAAAAGCAAGUCAUCAGAUUUAAAGUGUGUGUCUGGAUUCCAAAUGAUUUUACUAUCAUCAUGGUGUUGUUGGUUCAUAGCACAUAGAUAG